Molecule: messenger RNA, 6162 nt
Organism: Thunnus maccoyii (southern bluefin tuna)
Lineage: Eukaryota; Metazoa; Chordata; Actinopteri; Scombriformes; Scombridae
Gene: cdk18
Product: cyclin dependent kinase 18
Exons: 16
Coding region: 374-1786 (470 amino acids)
Biological process (GO): protein phosphorylation
Cellular component (GO): nucleus; cytoplasm
Molecular function (GO): ATP binding; protein kinase activity
Source: RefSeq, a predicted model, not a curated record
GAGCAGCAAUUUCUCUCCUCCUGAGCUGUUUCCACUGCAUCUCUGUGUCUUUAUUUAGUCUUUCCUGUUUUCUGUCCAGUGAGGCAGCUGACAGUGGUCAGUGGAGGAGGGAGCAGUGGAAGGGUGAGCUGUCAGAGGGAGUCGUGGACAGGUCGGUCCUUUUUCCCCCGGCCGCCUGUCUUCCUGUUGAGCCGAGCCAUCUAUCCAUCACUCUGACAGAGCUGCCUGCAUCUUGUGGAUUUAACUGCACAUCAGUGACACCUGGGAAGGCGAGGGAAACCUGAGCGGAGAGAGGCCCCCCAACCCCCCCUGCCCCCCUGUCUCCCCCCUGUAUGUGGAUGACCUCUGCUCCUCUACUCUGCUCCUCAGCACCAUGAACAAGAUGAAGAACUUUAAGAGGCGUUUCUCUCUUUCUGUUCCUCGCACUGAGACCAUUGAGGAGAAUGAGUUCACCGAGCAGAUCAACCAGCUCAACAUUCGACACACUCAGGGCCUGACUCCAGAUAGGCUGGGCCCUCCAUCUCAUGAUGCCAGUCCAGUGAGCCCUGAACCAACCACACCGGGAGCUCAGUCCCCGUCCCACCUCCACUACCACAGCAAGGCCCAGCACAGACGUUUCUCCAUGGAGGACGUCAGUAAGCGCAUGUCCCUGCCCAUGGACAUCCGCCUUCCUCCAGAGUUUCUCAAGAAACUGCAGCUGGAGAGUGAAAACUCACCGCUCUGCAAACCUCUCAGUCGCAUGUCUCGACGUGCUUCAUUGUCUGACAUAGGCUUUGGGAAACUGGAGACAUAUGUGAAGCUCGGCAAACUGGGUGAGGGGACGUAUGCCACAGUGUUCAAAGGGCGAAGCAAACUUACAGAGAACCUGGUGGCGUUAAAGGAGAUUCGGCUGGAGCACGAGGAGGGAGCACCUUGUACAGCUAUCAGAGAGGUGUCUCUACUGAAGAACUUAAAACACGCAAACAUUGUCACGCUGCACGACAUCAUCCACACAGACCGCUGCCUCACGUUGGUGUUUGAGUAUCUUGACAGCGACCUGAAACAGUACUUGGACAACUGUGGGAAUCUCAUGAGCAUGCAUAACGUUAAGAUCUUCAUGUUCCAGCUCCUGCGUGGUCUGUCCUACUGUCACAAGAGAAAAAUCCUCCACAGAGACCUUAAGCCUCAGAACCUGCUCAUCAACGACAAGGGCGAGCUCAAACUGGCCGACUUUGGUCUGGCAAGAGCCAAGUCCGUCCCCACUAAGACCUACUCGAAUGAGGUGGUAACUCUAUGGUAUCGGCCCCCUGACGUGCUACUGGGCUCCACAGAAUACUCCACACCCAUUGACAUGUGGGGUGUGGGCUGUAUCCUUUAUGAGAUGGCAACAGGUCGUCCCAUGUUCCCUGGUGCCACAGUGAAGGAGGAACUACAUCUAAUUUUCAGGCUCAUUGGGACUCCAACAGAGGAGACUUGGCCAGGUAUCAGCAGUAAUGAGGAGUUUAGGUCUUACCUCUUUCCUCAAUACAGACCUCAAGCUCUCAUCAACCAUGUGCCCAGGUUGGACACAGAGGGGAUUGACCUGCUGUCUGCUCUACUGCUGUACGACACCAGGAGCAGAAUCUCCUCUGAAGCCUCUCUACGGCACCCCUACUUCCUGAGUCUGGGAGACAACAUACACAAUUUGGCAGACACUGCCUCAGUGUUUUCUCUCAGAGAGGUGCAGCUCCAGAAGGACCCAGGCCACCGCAGCUCAGUGUUUCAGCCUCUAGGUCGAGGAAAGAACCGCAGGCAAAGCAUCUUCUAGAGGUCAUAGAGAAGGAACAGAGACACAGAGAAAAGGAGCUGCCUUUUCAGACAACAGCAAAAAGGCCAACACAGCUCAGCACAUCCACCAACAUGCACACACACACACACACAAACAUACACCUGCAUGAGAACAUAAACUCAUGUGCCCUCACUUAUUUCCAUGGCAGCUGACCAUGGAGACACACAGGGUUUCCGGAAAUAAACUUGCACUGCACGUGAAAUGACUGAGCUGAGAUAUACUCCCCUCCCUACACACACACAUAUAUUUGCUCACAUUUGCACAAUCAGUGACACUGAACAUGCUGCCAUUACUUAGUUGCACACAUCAGAGAUGAAUAAAUAUCCUACCAACACACAUAUUCAUUCCAAGAAAAAAUAGGCAAGUAAAUAAAAUGCUCUGCUCUGUUAUACAGUACAUAUAUACACAAACUUGUCUGACAUAGUAUUACCACAUAUAAUUUCCGUCCAGAGCAAACCCAGGACUCUGGCCAUCUAUGGUAGCUACAACAUCUGUAACCAUCACAGAAUUGCAGGUGUACAGAAGUAUUGCCUGAAUACAAAUGGGACAAACAGAAAUGGGAGUGGUGCAGUGUGAGUGAAGGUUGGUACAGUUUUAAAUAAAGUCUAAUAAGGUCAGUUUGUUUCCAAAUUUUGCUAAUGUUUUGUCUUACUAAAGUUUAGGUUUGUCUUUCACCAAAACACCAAGAUAUAGCUUAAAGAUACACUCUUUGAUUUUCUUACUGGGCCCAGUGGCCCCUCUGAAUCCUAAAAUAUCCUGCCAUUCUGGGAUUUGUGGGUGUUUUCAGGGCCAUAGUCAGGCUGUUACAAAUACUGAGGUCAUGAGAUCCCCCAACACACCUCCCACCACCUUCAGAAAAAUUCUGACUCCAUUUUUUUAUUCAUAUUUAAUUUAUACUGGUAAUUGUUUAACUACACAUUCUGUAAUUCUUAUUUCCCAGCAUAAAGGUCUAAAUGCUGUUUUAAUCCAUCUCCAUACUGUCAAGUAAAGUUCUGGUGGAGAAAUGCUGAAAAUUUGAUUUAGUUUUUAUUUUGUUGGCCUACAAGUAAUCAAAUUUAUACAUAUUGAGUUUAAAAAUACAGGGAUCUGUUUAAAGUUUUACCAGGUUGCUAAAACCCCCAAAUUCACAGAAAGUGUUAGCUACAACUGAGCUAACAGGCUAAUUAAGCAGAGAAACUUAACCAUGCAGUUGUCAACCUCUAAAACAAAAGGCUCGAACCUUGUACUGUAUGCUAGCUAAUGCAUAAUCUAAAGAGCUAAUGCAUUAGCAAAUGAUGGUUAGCUACCUAGAUAUGUUAGCUAACUAAUAAGCUUACAUAACUUAGUCAAAGUCAGAUUUAUCCAUGAUAAAAUAAUUAGUUCACAGUCAAGAGUCACCAAUAUGGCAGCUAGAGGUGUGUAUGUCACCUGGCAGUCCUGAAGUUGUGCAUGUGGAAUCAAAAGCAGUCCAGACAUUUAAAUGGUAGCAAAACGCUGUUCAUUUACAGUACCUCAACUCAUAUGUAACAUACAUUGAACCAAGAUAAAAUCUGAGUCAUCGUGAAUAUAAACUUCCAUGAUAAAUGGAUUCAUGUUGCCUUGCUACAGCGUGCCCGUGUUUCAACUCAGUGUGGGCUUUUGUUCCACACAUACAGUGUUAACAGCUGACUUUCACUCCAGUUUUUUAAGUUGCCUUAGUAAACUGUGCAUGAUAUUUUGACUUGUGAAGAAUCUAUAUUUGAUCUAGUGUAGCCAAUGUGUUAGGAUACAUUUGCUUUGUGUCUGUAAAUAACUCACUAUCAGUGUAUGUAUUUCUUAUAGUCUCCUAUUUGCACAAACCAGAAGUGUCCUCUGAAGCCUGCUCCCUUCCCUUUGUGUCUUACCUUACAUGAUACAAAAUUUGACCACUUAUUUUACCAAAAGCCCUUAAUCCUAGACCAGUAAACUGAGAAAGUAUGUCUUACAAGUAGUAGCAAAUCACUCUCAGUAGGAGUCACCACUACCCCUUAUGUUUUGCAUAGCUAUGGCCUAUAUCCAUAGAGCAGCUGGCUGAAAGGCCACAAAAGUCACUGUAUAAAACUACAUACAGUAUAACUUUCGACAGUACACUUAUCUGCCACUCAAGAGAUGCAGAAGUGAAAUGUUCAGAUCUUCCUUAUCUGGUGUCCUUCACAGUUCCCUAAUUGCUGUUCUGGAUGGAACCCAGAGUUUAAGUUUAUGCCCUAGAAGACAAAAUGAUCUACAGACACAAAAGUGAUGGGGGCUCGUGGCUAAGCUACACUCUCCUCUCUCCUUAAUCUGCCCUGACUCCCUCUCCCUCCCUGUCCCUCCCUAAUCCUCCCUGUCCAGUGCUGUUGAGAUCCAGCAGAAAAGGAAAUGCUGAGGUGUAAGCCAUUUACAAUGGGGUUGGGGCCACAUUAAUAAAUUGUGAGGUGUAAUCAAAGUUGACUUUUAAAUUGGCAGUGCAAUAUGAAAGAGAUGUACAAGGUUGUUUAAUGGCUUCCUGUUGCCAUCUUUCUUCCAGUCACUGAAACUGUGCUGUACUUUCAGACAUAAGACAUAAGAAGUCGUGUAUCAUAAUGUUGCUAUCAUUUUCAUUUAUUGUUUCUUGUGACUGAGUUAUACAUGAACCAAACAUGUUUUAAAAUAUGGACUGAUAUCAUAAAUGGUGGACUGGAAAUGAAAUAUUUCCUUGUGUAUUGUUGAUUGGAUCGACAUCCUUGCCUUCAGAUUAUUCAUUAUUAUCCAUGUCCAUAUCUAGAAGUCAAAGACAACUGGACGUGCCUUUGUUUUUGUUUUUUUGUUUGUUCACUUCUCAUCUGAAAUUCUCCCUCAUUUCAGAAUGACUGGUGGUGAGUCCCAGGCCUUUAUGUCAACUCUGUUGCCUUUAUUUGACAGACCAUGUCGAGACAGGAAACGAGGGAGGAACAGAGGGGUAUGACAUGCAACACAGUUCCCCCAACUGGGGGACCUGUGCCACAUGUCACACUGCACAACUGUUAUCAUAAAUCUGAAUUUAUGAUGAUUUUGUGAGAUGAUGUGAUGACUAUAAAAUAAUGAUUAGGUGGUCAGCCAGGCUAUCUGUCUCACUCCUUACCAGAUGCUGGAAUGUGAUGCAGUUUGUUGUUUGCCAACUGAAAGAGGAUGAGGAGGAUGUGAUUUAGCUGUUUCUGUAUUGUGAGUGUUUCUCUUUGGUCAGAAGGCUCCGCAGAAAUGACCUGCAAAUAUUAGUGUGGACACAAGUUGUUGUCACACAAAAAUGGCAUUUGAAAAAAUUGCUGGUUUUAGUGUAGACAUGUGACAGUACUUUGAGGACAACACUGUAUUCAUAUUGGACCGAGAAGACAGGUGGUUUGACAGAGCAAUGAAGCAGGCCAUCUGUGCUAAACUGGAACAAUUAUCACUCAACAGAGGAGGGGACCUAUGACACCAAUAAUUAGCCAUUUACAGUUCAGUCCUGACAUCCCUCCCCCACCACUGAGGUAGUGCCUCUAAUGACUCUCACAUGACUGCCAUGUGGCCUAAAGAUCCACAUGUAAUCUUAUAAACUUACAAUGUGUGAAAGACUUUACAGAGGUAAAAGGUGUUGGCAUGCUCCAUGAAGUGCUUGUUGGAUUACUGAACAGUGUACAAAAGCCUCUCCAAGCAUACCUUUCUGAUAUUUAAAUUGAGGGGGCUUGGUCCUACAGAGACAUUUAAAACUGACAAUCCAACAACCUCUUCAUGCAGUGACUGGCCACUUGUACCAAGGUGUGAAAGUAUGCAGGAUUUGUAAUUCUCUUUCCAGCUCUCUUUUUUUCUUCACCAACUACUCCCAUCACUUCUGAUUUGUACAAAUGAGUACACCAUGAAUACCUUCAUGGAGACACUUAGAAGAAAGUGUGCGCUGUUAUACCCAUUUGAAUGAUUAUUGUGUCUUGCCCCUCUAUGACAGCAGGCUUUUGCUUUUCACUUUUCUUAAUGUGGCCAUUCAUAACACCUAUAAAUAAUGCCUUGCUACCCACCAGUCAGUCAGAACUGAAUAAGCCUUUUGCAUGAGAGGCAAAAUAUCUUUAAGAAAUGUACAGCAAGUCCAGUUGCCUUUGAUUUAGCACCUCUAGAUUAUUUGAUCCACAGAUUUAAAGGGGUCAUGAGAUUCCUGUAAGAGUUUAGGAAUGAUACCUUGAGACCGUUCAGGGAAGACAGAGGUAGAGAAGCUAAGCAAGUUCUCAGACUGAAUACAGUGUGUUGCUUCAAGGACCGGUGAGACAUGAAACACAACCUAGAAGACUGGUUGGAGUAACAGAUCUAUGACUUUAAAGGUUUCUCACAUGCCAAAACUUAUCUUUACGUUAAUUAUUUUAUCUUUUGUCACAAUGAUCACAAGGAACAUGAAA